GUGCUUGGCGAUGUGUCGCUGUGGUGCUGUACCGGGAGCGCGGUAGGUGCGGAGCCCCUUCCGGGCAGGUGUCGGUGCCGGGCCCGGGGCGGGGUCGGGCCGGGGCUCCCCGCCCGCAGGUGCGGCCUGCCCAAGGCGCGGCCCGCGCAGGUAAAACCAGAGAAGCCCCGCCGCUGCUAUCGCAGUCCCACAGCGAUGUUAGGGACGCAGCAGCAGCUACAGCCGCCCGCGCUGCCCCCGCACCUCCCGCAGCAGCAGCACUGCAGCACCCUGCCUUCCCGCCGGGCCUGCCCCGAGCCCCCGCCGUCCCCGGAGCCGCCGCGGCCACUGCCCUGCCUGGACCCCGCUCCGCACCAGCAGCAGGACGGCGCCGUGGCCUACGACCGGGUGCGCACCUACGGGCCGGGCUGCCGCCAGGUCAGCACCUCCUGCUCCUCUCGAGCCGCCUCGCCGCUGGACUGCGGACACGGCUGCGACCGGCCACAGGAGUGGCAGUUCCAGGUGUGGCCGGUGGAGCAGUGCCUGCCGGUGGCGGUCACCCAGCAGUGCCAGCAGACACAGACAGGCUCUCCCUGUGAGCUGGGCCCGGGCAGUGAUGAGUGCCGGGGACACCCCGUCAGGAGGGGCACAGCCCCCCCCAAGCUGGUGAGCUGCCCCCAGGACAGCCCUGAGCAACUGGACUGUCGCUUCUUUGGGGAGCUGCUGGCAGAGCUGCACCGCAAGAGCACUGACCUUUACAGCUGCUUGCUGCAGCAUAUGGAGAAGAUUGGGACAAGGAACCACGACAUUGAAUUCAUAUGCCAGACUGAAGAUAUUGAAGAAUUAAUUCCCAAAGGACUGUCUGAAGCAACAAAGCAGCAGAUUCGUUAUCUCCUCCAGAUGAGAGUGACAUCGGACAAAUCCCUGAGACUUGUGCUUUCCACGUUCAAGAAUCUGCGUGAGGAGCUCUGCCAUUUGCAGGAUGACCUGGGGAAGCUGGAAACCGACAAUGUCUUACUGAAGAAGGAUUUGGCUUUUAAGGAUUCUCAACUAAAAGAAUAUGAAACAAUGCUGGCUUCUUUGAGAGAGAACAAUUGUCAGCAGCAGCAAGGGCUCAGGGACAGCAUUGCCAAAUGCCACUCCCUGGAGGAACAGCUCCUGUGCCUGCAGCUCAGAGAGGAGGACAAGGACUGCCAGCUGAAGGAGCUGGAGUACAGCAAGAGGGCCCUGGAGCAGGAGAUCCAGAGCCUCAAGCUGCAGAGCUGCUCCAGCCCAACCCUGCAGACCACGACAGACGAGCUCUCCAGCCGCUAUGUGGAGAUGAUCAACAACCUGAGGGAGGACAAGGACAGGGAGAUCUGCAGUCUCAGGUCCCAGCUGUGCCAGCUCCAGCAGGACAUAACCAGGAGAGAGGGGAGCAACAGCAACUUGCAAAUGAGGCUGCACGAACUGACAUCGCUGCUGGAGGACAAAGAGGCUUUUAUUAAACAACAGCAAGAGGAGCUCUUCAGACUGAAGCACAAGAAGUUAUCCGGCAGUCAGUCCCCUAGGGUGACAGCCAUCAUCACUAAAAAGUGUAGGAAUCAGUAUCCUGUUCUGGGUCUCCUGUCUGAUGACUACAAGGUCACAUCACCUGUCAAUAAAUCACAAACGAUUGUAAUUGAGAGGACUGGAGAGAUCUGGAAACACGAAUGAGAGAAACCUCUGAGCACUCAGAGCUGCUCCAAGGAGUUCACAAUCACUAAAACUGCUUUACUUUCUGCUCUUCUGCAUCCAAAAAAAGGUUCAGUCUGAUAGCGAGAAAGGCUGGGAAAACAUUAAGGACUCACUUUUCCCUUGGAAGAGUGGGAUACUAUCCCUCUGUGGACUUCAGCUGUUCUUGACUAGCUCCUGGUUUUCAGCCAGUCCUGAGGCAAUCUAGAAGACAAAAGGAAGACACUUGAAACCUUUUCCUCUUGGUCCUUUUGUAGACAUGUUCUGUCUCCUCAUGCUGAGAGUGGGAAUGACUCUGAUGUCAGUCCCACCCCUCCCACAGCUGCUUUCAGUGCAGUCAUGGGCUGCAUAGGAACUUAAAAAUACCUCACUGGGAACUGCUCCUUACCUUACACCUGCCUCUGUCUGGGAAGCUCAGACACAAAGGACAAAACUCACAUCAAACCCAGCUUCUGACCUGGCAAAUGCCAGAAGGACCCAGUUUAGUGAAGGGCUGGGCCAAGGCUCAUUUUAGAGAAUGUUUCUGACCUCAGACGUGAUGUCUUUUCAGCCCCAAACCAGCUGUAAGUAUUUAUUUGCUGUGCUUCAAAUUCUCAAGAACUUGGUAUAUUUUUAUAUAGAACUUUGUGUGAAAAUAACUCAUGGACUAAGUUUCCUUAUCAGACCAACCUGCCAUUUACAAUUUCCACUCCUUGCAGGACCACAGAAAUUCUUUCAAACUGAUUUGGUGUUCAUGAUUCAGUAGUUGUCUGAGCAACACAGCACAGAGAGUCACAGGAAAAAUUUGCAAUGCUGCAAUCCAAAGGUGCUCUUUUAUCGUGAGGUUCUUGCUUUGCUUUCCUGCUACAGCCGUGUAUUUCUGUUCCCAGAUAAUAUAGACCCUAGGCAAUGUUUAAUGGGGAAAGAAUCCUGGAGGCUACCUGUAACCAUGAAAUAAACCCAAGUCUAACUGGAUCAUUGUCUGUCUGUCCUGGAAACAUCUUGUGUACAGCUGGAGGAAGGGUAGGUGGUCUCUGGUUCCUCUCCAUGAAUCUUCACAAGUGAAGGAUUAAGGCUGGCUCCCUUUUUCGGCUGCUGCUGCCAGAACUCCCUCAGGUACUGCUGGAUGUCCAGCUGGCCUUGUGCUUUUCAGGACUGAGCAAAGAGCCAUGAGUAAAACCUGGUCCUGCUGCUGCUUUUUGAGUGUGUCCAGGCUGAGA
This is a messenger RNA of Prinia subflava (tawny-flanked prinia), 2891 nucleotides long. RefSeq names its product protein POF1B-like. Lineage: Eukaryota; Metazoa; Chordata; Aves; Passeriformes; Cisticolidae. Gene Ontology annotation, molecular function: actin filament binding. Gene Ontology annotation, cellular component: bicellular tight junction; adherens junction; actin filament. The transcript is spliced from 13 exons. Gene Ontology annotation, biological process: actin filament organization; epithelial cell morphogenesis; bicellular tight junction assembly. The record is from RefSeq and is a predicted model, not a curated record. Bases 196 to 1674 code for a protein of 492 amino acids.